AUGAAACAGCUGUCACAUGUAAACUUCCGAGACCCUGAAGGGCCGGAUGGCAGCGGAUAUCUUCCCGUUGAGCCAGCUGUCGUUGACGAGCGUUCGUCGAUCCUCCAGCAAAGGUAUCAAGAGCUUCUUGAUUUGGCUGCACAACGCAAACGCCGUCUCGAAGACAAUCGUAGAUUGUGCCAGUUCUGGUGGGAUGUUGCUGACCUCGAGAACAACAUUAAAGAUCAAGAGCAAGUACUGAGCUCAACUGAUACUGGCAAAGAUAUUGUGACGGUGUCGCAUCUUCUCGCAAAACAUAAAAACGCUGAAAACAAUCUUGGUGAUAUCGAGCGUCAACUAGAAGCGUUACAAAAGGAUGGAGAUCAGUUGGUGUCUGAGAAUAUUCCUGGAUCGGAUAACAUUCCACCUCGCAUCCAAGAAAUUCGAGAUUACCUGAAGAAAUUGCGUGAUCUUGCUGCUGCUAGACGUGAGCGUCUUACCGGUGGUGUCGACUACUAUCAGGUACGUCAAAACCUGUUUGAUUUACUGUUUGGCAAAAUAAUAAAUUGAGA
This is a messenger RNA of Strongylus vulgaris, 551 nucleotides long. The record is from the annotation of a GenBank genome assembly. NCBI's taxonomy places the organism in Eukaryota, Metazoa, Nematoda, Chromadorea, Rhabditida, Strongylidae.